AUGGAGAAUACUGGAGCACAAUCUCUGGAGUCGGGAUCGACUGCUCGAAGUUCCGAGCUCAUAGAUAACUGGGUGAAAGACUAUAAUCGUCGAUCACAAAGCGAAAGCGAUAAAAUUAAAGAUUACGGACAAAUACAUUUUGCAUUAAAUGAUCGUACAUCACAGUAUAUACGCUACCCGUUCAAAGUUCAUAACAAGAAGUAUUCAGGGGCUCAAGUGAAUGUUCACGAGCAGAGGCAAAGCACUGAUCCCGAUGAAAAAAUAGUUAAUCAAUCAAGUGCUUCUAUGCUUAUAAAACUGCCUCAUACACAUUUGGCUGGUUCGUAUAGAACUAAAAACUACGAAUCGGCUACACAUAUUCUUCAUUUAUUAUGUGACAUAUGGCAGUUACCUCCACCUAAACUUAUAAUCUCAGUUACAGGUGGCACUAAGUUCUACAACCUAGCGGAGAAGAGCCGUAUUUCACUUCAAAAAGGGCUAUUCUCGGUUGCUAUCACUACUGAUGCUUGGGUGUUUACCGGAGGAACACAUGCCGGAGUUAUGAAGGAUGUGGGUGAGGCAUUCGAAAAAUGGGCACACGAGAGUAAUGAUCGAGGCAAAGCUCAUGCUCGAGUUCCUGUUAUUGGAAUUGUAAAUUGGCAUCGUACGACAAAUAACGAACAGUUAAAGCAAGGUGUUGGGAAAAGAGGUUGUGAAAAACUCUAUCGCAGUCGUUCGCAACAAAAUAAAUCUGCAACAUAUUCUCUCGAUCCAAAUCAUACGCACUUUAUUCUUCUCGACGACGCAUGUAAAAGUGAAGGAAAAAAACAAGAAUAUAGCAUUCACACCGACAACACUCUUGCUUUGCUCCUUAAAAUUGAACGGGAAGCUAGUGAAAAGUACACAGUACCAAUUAUUCAAAUACCGAUCAACGGUGGCCAUUUAUCUCUUCUAACAGUGAUUGAAGCAAUAAAAAAUAAAAUGCCUGUCAUUGUUGUUAAAAUGAUAACGUCAAAAGAAGGCUUCUUAUUAAUUAAUAUUUUUUCACCAAAUCCUGAUGAUUCCGAAUUCGAAUUGGGUGAUGUCAUAUUCAACGCAUUACUCCGAGCGGCAAACAUGCUUACACCUAAAAUGUCUGAUGUUCACGUACAAAAGUUCAUCUUGGCUAUGACUUGGAAAAAAUACGAUAUGGCAACCUCGGAUAUGGUUAAAGAAACUAGCAAAACUUCCUGGACAGAUAAUCAGUUAGACAUUGCCUUAAUUAAUGCCAUACAACGUAACUCUGUUCUAUUUGUUGAAUUUCUCAUUCAGCAAGGUGCAUCAUUUAAUCGACUUCGACAAUUGAUUACUAUCACAAACCUCUAUAAGAAAGAAUUUCAUCUACAAUUGCCGAUUCGAAAUUCUCUGAUUGAGGAUAUUAGGAAACCACAAUACUACUAUGAAGAAUAUUUGAAUACGAAAGCAUGGGAAACAACAAAAGACCUCCAAAAAAAUGAUGUGUCACAUCAGGGGUUUAUUCGUGAUAUUCUUCUCUGGUCAAUAUUUGCUGGUAGCUUGAAUUUGCCAAUGUGCUUGUGUUCACACAGUCCAAACACAAUUGUCGCUGCUCUGAUAACCAGUAAAAUUUAUAAAAGAGCAAGUGAAUUGGUGAAAAAAGAAGAGCGAAUACGAGAAUACCGUGAAAGAAAAAAAGAAUUUGAUGAACAUGCAGCACAAAUUAUUGAUAAAUGUUUUUCCCAAGAUGAAAACCUUGCUCUUAAUAUAUUGACAACAAAAUCAGAACUGUACUUUGAUUAUACACCAAUUGAACUAGCAGAAGAAGCAGGUUGUCGUGCAUUUCUAGCUAGUAGAUGUGUACAAACACAUGCCGAUCAACUCUGUCAGCAAAAACGAACAGCAUUCGAGCGGCUCAAGGAUUUCUUUAUCGGACGAGCGAUUGUUCGAUUCUAUUAUAAUGUUAUAUUUUACAUAGUCGUCCUUGGUCUCUUCAGUUUUGUUAUGCUUGUCGACUAUUUUCCAUACAAUAACAAUGGACUUGAACGUAGUGGAUAUCCCAUCGGCAUCCCUAUCACUGAAAUAAUUCUUCAUUUAUGUAUUUGGGGUUUGAUCAUUGAAGAAAUAGUUCAGUUUCAAAAACACUAUAGUCACAAUAAGAAAAAUGAUAAUUCACUACAGACUAUACUGUCAUCGUAUUUUCUCGAUGAUGCAUGGAAUACACUUGAUGCCAUAGCUAUUUUCGUUUACCUUAUCGGUUUCUUUACAAGAUUCAUUGUCAUCGAAGCAGCCUUUAUAGUCUCAAAAAUUUUCAUGUGUAUUGAUCUCUGUUUGUGGUACGUACGCAUUCUUCAUUUGUUUGCCGCUUACGAGCGACUUGGACCCAAAUUAUUAAUGAUAGGUAACACCAUGAAAGAUUUAGCCUUCUUCCUUGUUUUUCUUAUUGUUUUUCUUGCUGCCUAUGCAAUCAGUUCUUAUUCUCUAAUCACAACUUCAAUGCAAGUUACUUGGAAUUCAGACGGGAGUGAUUUAUUUUCUCAAAGUUUUACUAUCAGUAAUAAUGGCACAGGUCUCGGUGAAUGGACUCUUCUGCGGAAUGUUCUGGGCUGGGGUAUAUGGAAAAUUUUCGGCCAAGUUGAUCUUACUGAAAAUGAGGAAAGUCCUGAUUUCUCGGUUUCCGCUGAAAAUGAUGCUUAUGGAAAUAUUGCAUUUGUGUUGACAAUCAUCUUUGUUUGCAUCGCCAAUGUACUACUACUCAACAUACUUGUGGCUCUUUUUAAUAUUACACUCAUAAAAACCACCAAUAAUGUACAAAAAGAUUGGCCUUAUCAUCGGUUUCGACUCGUUAGAGAGUAUUGGGAAAAGUCUCCAAUACCAUCACCAUUAAAUAUAAUAUAUUAUAUCGGGCAACUAGUUCUGAAGUGUUUUCGGGCUUUACGUAAAAAAGAAGACAAUGGAUUUCGUUCUUUCGAUAACCAUAAUGAUUUAGAUGCCGAUGUAACCAAUUUGAUCGUAUUCAAUGCUGAUAAUCCUGUCCCCUAUGAUGGCAAUAUUAGAGAUUCACUUGUAUAA
This is a messenger RNA of Rotaria sordida, 3045 nucleotides long. The record is from the annotation of a GenBank genome assembly. Lineage: Eukaryota; Metazoa; Rotifera; Eurotatoria; Philodinida; Philodinidae.